AUGGUCCCCUUCUCUUGCCACCCUUGCGUCGUUUCAACCUCCCCAAAUCACAAGCAACCGGGAAGCAAGAUGGUGUCACUCAAGUCGGCCCUCUUGGCCGCAACCUACGCCGUUUCGGCUGCUGCCGUCGACAUCACCGUCAAGGCGUCUGGUGGCAACGCUACCAGUGGCCACCAGUACGGUUUCCUCCACGAGGACAUCAACAACUCUGGUGACGGCGGCAUCUAUGCCGAGCUGAUCCGCAACCGAGCCUUCCAAUUCAGCCCGAGGUUCCCCGUCUCCCUCGACGGCUGGCACCCCGUCAACGGCGCCAAGUUGACCCUCAAGAGCCUCAGCGAGCCCCUCUCCGCCGCCCUCCCCGUCUCCGUCAACGUCGCCGGGGGCAAUGGCUCCGGGUCCAUCGGUAUCGAGAACGACGGCUACUGGGGCAUGGAUGUCAAGGUGCAGAAGUACACCGGCUCCUUCUGGGUCAAGGGCGCCUACGACGGCGUCUUCACCGCCUCUCUGCAGUCUGCUCUGACCGACGACGUGUUCGGGUCCGUCGAGAUCCAGUCAAAGGCCUCGGCCGACGAGUGGGUUGAGCACGAGGUCGAGCUCAUCCCCGAGAAGGAUGCUCCUAACAGCAACAACACUUUCGCUGUCACUUUUGAUCCUGCGGGCGCUGCCGACGGUUCGCUGGACUUCAACCUGAUCAGCCUGUUCCCUCCCACGUACAAGGGCCGUAAGAACGGCCUGCGAAUCGAUAUUGCCGAGUCCUUGGCCGGUCUGCAUCCGAGUCUGCUCCGAUUCCCUGGUGGCAACAUGCUCGAGGGUCUGGACAACAAGACCUACUGGGACUGGAAGGACACCCUCGGCCCCCUCAAGGACCGCCCCGGCUUCCAGGGUGUUUGGGGUUACCAACAGACUCACGGCCUGGGUCUCGUCGAGUAUCUCGAGUGGGCCAAGGACAUGGACAUGGACGUUGUCAUUGGUGUCUGGGCAGGCCUUGCUCUCAACGGCGAUGUCACCGCCAAGGAGGACCUCCAGCCCUUCAUCGACGACGCCCUUGACCAAAUCGAGUUCAUCCGCGGCCCUGUCGACUCCAAGUGGGGUGCCCGCCGCGCCGAGCUCGGUCACCCGGAGCCCUUCACGCUGGAAUACGUCGAGAUCGGCAACGAGGACUGGCUCGCCGGCUACCCCGGCGGCUGGACGUCCUACAAGGAGUACCGCUUCCCCAUGUUCAUGGAGGCCAUCAGGGCUAAGUACCCGGACAUCACCGUCAUCUCCUCCGGGGCGACCACGGACGGCGACGGCUUCGAUAUCCCGGCGCCCGGCAUCGGCGACUACCACCCGUACCGCACGCCCAACGCGCUCGUCGACGAGUUCGACCGCUUCGACAACGACAUUGCCCACAUUGUCGGCGAGGUCGCCGCUACCCACCCCAACGGCGGCACCGGCUGGGACGGCGACCUGAUGCCCUUCCCCUGGUGGAUCGGCACCGUCGGCGAGGCCGUCUCCCUCAUCGGCUACGAGCGCAACGCCGACCGCAUCCCCGGCACCUUCUACGCCCCCGUCCUCCGCAACAUGAACCGCUGGCAGUGGGCCGUCACCAUCGUCCAGUUUGCCGCCGACCCGGCCCUGACCACCCGCUCCACCAGCUGGUUCGUCUGGGAGCUCUUCGCCGCCCACCCGCUCUCCCACACCUUGCCCACCGUCGGCGACUUCGGCCCCGCGUACUGGGUCGCCGGCAAGAACGAGGCCAAGGGCAGCCUCAUCUGGAAGGGCGCCAUCUACAACACCACCGACGGCGCCGACGUCGACGUCAACGUCCAGUUCGAGGGUGUCACCGCCGGCACGACCGCCUCGCUGACCGUUCUCGCCAACCCCAGCGGCGACCCCUUUGCGUACAACGACCCCCACACCGGCGUCAACGUUGUUGCCAGCAACACCACCACCGUCACGGCCAACGGGGACGGCAUCUUCGCCUUCAGCCUCCCCGAGCUCAGCGUUGCCGUUCUCGACACCAAAGGCUCGGCGGGCGGAUGCCGGACCGCGCGGUCUCUUAGACGCUUCCAAUCUUAG
Colletotrichum higginsianum IMI 349063 is the source of this 2061-nucleotide messenger RNA. Its product is annotated as Alpha-L-arabinofuranosidase. NCBI's taxonomy places the organism in Eukaryota, Fungi, Ascomycota, Sordariomycetes, Glomerellales, Glomerellaceae. The coding region runs from base 1 to 2061 and encodes 686 amino acids. The transcript is spliced from 4 exons. The record is from RefSeq and is a predicted model, not a curated record. Gene Ontology annotation, molecular function: alpha-L-arabinofuranosidase activity. Gene Ontology annotation, biological process: L-arabinose metabolic process.